UUUAAAAGCCUAUUUCUUCAUUUCUCUCUGUAAACGUUUCUUCGAAAGAUCAAUUAACAAAACAAUCAUCUUCUUCCUCAAUUUCUUCUUCUACUUCUCAUCUCUUUUCUGUUCUUCUUUGUUAAACCCAAUCUGGGUCUAUCAUCGUCUUCGAGGAGCCUGCGUGCUAGGGUUUCUCCGCCUUCUUCCUUCCCUUAUUUUAGAUCUCAAAAGGUAGAAGCAGCUCAUUACAGGAACCAUGAUGUCCUUUGAAAUGAAUGACCGGAAAAAAAUCGGGUUAGGCCUGACAGGAUUUGGCGUAUUCUUCUCGUUUUUGGGAAUAGUCUUUGUCUUUGAUAAGGGAUUACUUGCCAUGGGAAAUAUUCUUUUCAUCUCGGGGGUUAGUCUAACCAUUGGCUUCAAGUCUACCAUGCAGUUCUUCAUGAAGCGUCAAAAUUAUAAGGGAACCAUCUCUUUUGGCGUCGGUUUCUUCUUUGUUAUCAUCGGGUGGCCUAUCUUGGGAAUGAUGUUGGAGACCUAUGGCUUUUUCGUACUCUUCAGUGGCUUCUGGCCUACCUUGGCAGUCUUUGCUCAGAAGAUACCCGUUCUCGGUUGGAUUAUUCAGCAACCAUAUAUUAGAUCGUUCUUUGACAAGUACCGGGGCAAGCGUGUGCCGGUCUAGUCUUCCAUCCCGAGUAGAGAGACGAUUCACUGAGCUAGAUGCAGCUGAACAGGCGAUUAAAGUUUUUGGAAGAAGAAGUUGGUGACUCCUGUAGAAAACUAAAACCAUAGGAGAAAGAAAAUAGGAAGGAAAAGAACGUACAAUUUGAAGCUGUGUGUCUAUGUACUUGAGAGAAAAACUCAGUGACUUAAUGCUCUUUGAUGGAGUUUGUAAACGUUUUGGUUGUUUAACUCUGACAAAUCGGUUAGCCAAAUCUUGUUUUGGCAAUACGUCGUCGCUUGCUUUUUGCAUACAUAUAAAAAUUGAUUAGCGGUUCCGGUUUAAUGUGUAAUUCAAAUGUGGUUCGGUUUAUGAGGACUGAUUUUUGAGGUCCACUUGGAAGUUGCAACUUUGCGAGUUUAAGGGACCG
Arabidopsis thaliana (thale cress) is the source of this 1070-nucleotide messenger RNA. Its product is annotated as Got1/Sft2-like vescicle transport protein family. The record is from RefSeq and is marked reviewed. The transcript is spliced from 7 exons. Bases 239 to 661 code for a protein of 140 amino acids. Lineage: Eukaryota; Viridiplantae; Streptophyta; Magnoliopsida; Brassicales; Brassicaceae. Gene Ontology annotation, cellular component: endomembrane system; Golgi membrane; cytoplasm. Gene Ontology annotation, biological process: endoplasmic reticulum to Golgi vesicle-mediated transport; vesicle-mediated transport.